AAACUAGGUCAGGUCAAAGGAAAAUCUUAUUAACACUCUAGAGACUACAAUUUAAGGUUGAAACUCAUGAGAAUUGGUGAGAAUGUUUAUCUUGAUGACCUCUAGGUAAAGUUCAUAUCUAGGUCAUGUAGGCUCUAAAACUAGAUCAUCCGGUCAAAUCAAAUGGAAAACUUGUGAAUACAUUAAAGGCCACAAUUGUGACUCAAUCUUUAUGCAUCUUGUCUUGAUGAUCUCUAGGUUUGAAACUGGAUUAUGUGGGGUCAAAAACUAGGUCAAUAGACCAAAUCAAAUAAAAACCUUGUUAACAAUCUAGAGUCCACAGUUUAAGUGUGAAACUCGUAAGAAUUAGUCAGAACAUAUGUUUGUCUUGAUGACGUCAGGUUUCAAAUUUGAAUCAUGUGGGUUCAAAAAGUAGGUCAUCCGGUCAAAUCAAAGGAAAAGCUUGAUCACUCUCCAGAAGCCACGGUUAUGACUAUAUCUUCAUGAAACUUCGUUAAAAUGAUGAUCUUGAUAAUCUUUGGUCUAAGUUCGAAUCUAGAUUAUCUGGAAUCAAAAACUAGGUCACCUGUUAAAAUCAACGAAAAACCUUGUGCAUGUAAUAGGGGCUGCAUGUUUCGUUUGAUGUGCAUGAAAUUUGGCCAGAAGGUUUGUCUGCAUGAAAACUUAGAUGAAUUUUUAUCUGCGUCACGUGGGUAAAAAGCUAGGUCACCGGGUCAAAUCAAAGAAUAAGCUUGUUUACACUCUAGGAGACACAAUUUUAAUUUUAUUUUCAUAAAACUUGAUAAUAAUGUUUGUUAUAAAAUCUUGGUUCAUUUCAAAUCUGGUUUAUGUGGAGUCAAAAACUAGGUAAAUUUGUCAAAUCAAAAGAAAAGCUUGUAUACACUGUAGAGGCUAUUUUUUCCAAUCUUUCCGAAACUUUGGCAGAAUGUUUGUCUUUAUGAAAUCAUGGAAAAAUUCGAAUCUGGGUUAUGUGAUGUAAGAAACUUAGCCACUUAGUAAAAUAAAAGAAAGUGUUUGUUUAUACUCGAGAGGCCAUAGUUUCGUCCAAUCUAAAUGAAAAUUGGUCAGAAUAUUCGUCUUCAUGAAAUAACUAGGUAAAACAUGUUUACACUGUUAUGGUAUGUUACUUAGGUUGGCAACCUAGGGUCAUCUUAGCCCUCUUGUUGUUUCUCGUCAUCGCCAGAUUAUAUUAGAUAUUGUAUUUUACCCUUAACAUAAUUUACUUCGAGCUGUCUAUAUCAAAUAUUAUUGGUUAUCUUGCGGGUAAAUCACUGGAUGCUUGUAGUAUGUUAUUGGAGAAAAGGCUCUGAAGUUAGUCUGAACUGAAUAUUUCAACAAAAAUGAGACGACUGAGUGCAACAAGAACAAUGCAUUUAUCUUGCAUUUUAAUAUUAUGUUUCUGUUGUUUUCAUUUAGAAGCAUGGAUUAACAUGGCAAAAUACAACCUGUCUAACUUUCUCAAACCGAUCUUCUACCUACGGGUAGAUGGAGGUAAAAAUGAUUGGAUAAAAAGUUUUGAAAAGAAUACGAUAUGUAAUGAAAGAAACGUGAGUUUGUCUAAAACCGCACUACCUUUGACAGGUCUUGUCAGUUUUCCAGGGUCAGGGAAUACAUGGACGCGGCACCUUAUACAGCAAAUGACAGGUAUCGGCACUUCCAGUGUAUAUUGCGACGGAAGUUUGAAGAAGAGAGGGUUUCCAUACGAAUGUUACCAUAAACUCAGGAACAAGACCGUAGUUAUAAAAGCGCAUGUACCAGAACAUCUUCCAUUGUUUACAAAGAUCAUCUUCCUUAUCAGGAACCCUUACGACGCCUUUCUAUCAUUUGCAAAUUAUAAAGAAGCAGGGCAUACGGAACAUCCAACGGAGGGAAAGUUAAAGAAAUCACUUACUAAAACCGUUGAAAGUUCAGGGAGAAAUUACGUUAAUCUUGCCAGAAACAUCACCUUACAGUUCAAAGGACCCGUGCAUGUUUUGCAAUAUGAGAAGCUUAAAACCGAUAUGGCAAACGAGUUGAGAAAACUUGCGAAAUUCCUUGGAGUGAAUGUGACGAAACAUGACAUUUAUUGUACAGUGAAACUACAGGAAGGAAAUUUUCACCGCAACACGACUGACGAAAAGCAUAUCAAACUAUUACAACGGAUGUACGACAAGGAAAACCUGUUGAAGAUACAAGAAAUUACUCGGUAUACUGAAAAGUUGUUUAAAGAGGCUUACGAUUUAGGUGUUGAUUUAAAAGGUCCCGAAGAUCAACUAUUUCAAUAAAAACAUUAAAAAUCAGGCUUGGAAAUUAAAUACAUUGGUUGUGUUUAACACGCUGGCACCAGACCAGAAAAAUGCAAGCACUCACAGACAAAGUUUAACGUUGGCACCCGCAGGCGGUGCUCUUUUUUCAUAUUUUCGUGUCUACUUUUCAUGUUUACCUUCGUCAGUCAUCUUGAACUAUUUUAUAAGAAUGUAUAGGGAUAGUACACAUAAACAGUCUUGUUUGAACACGAUUUCUCCCGUUAAUGUAUGGGUCCGGUAAAAAAGUAGUUUUUAUGCCAGAAUGUAGGGAAAAUACGCGUUUUGUGUAUUAACGUCUACAGACGUCAAUAAACAAAAGACGUCAUUACACAAAACAAACGUGUAUUGCCUCUAUUAUUGGAUAAAAACAUGAAACAAAGGCUCGAUAGUAUAAAGAAUUUUCAAAAUUGUGACUUGCGUAGGCAUUCUCUGAAGAUGGACGACUACCAUGUUAAACGCUAUCUACUAGGUGCCACAAGAAAGACUUGUUGGUAUUCACGCUUGAGAUGCCCUUUAUAGUGAAAUAAACGAGGUCAAAGGUCAUUCGGGGCAUAUUUUCAUGUGUGUCACAUAAAAUACCUUGUAUCUUGGUCAUUUAUUGGUGUAGAAUAACAACAAUAGUAUCAAAUUGAAGCCAGGGUUUUGUACAUUUAUUUACAAACACAUAAUCAAAAAUUUUCUCAUUUACAUAGGCCUACUUAUGAAUAUUCAUGAACAAUAAUUCGUUAAAAAUGUUAUUAUUAAAUAAUACAAAGAUAAAAUCUUAACUAUUUGUGUUUAUAAAUGGACAAAAAUAAGCAAUAUUACAUUUGAAACAUUACUUUAUAUAAAUAUGUAUAAAUAUAUAUAUGUUUGUAUCAUUAUUUAUUGUUUGCAAGAGUAAAUACUGUCAAAAAUGGGUAGGGUAUAUUAAUCAUGAAAAAAAACAAAUAUUAAAAAAAAAACUGACAAUAUUUACAUUUCUCAAAUAUAAACCAUAUUUUGAGAUAGUACGAUAUUUCGAUUUUGGAAUAGUGUUCUUCAUAAAUAUUAAUUAAGAGCUUUUCAGCUCAUUUGCAUACUCAUGAAUAUUAAUUGAAAUGUAUCAAAUAUGCAUUCAAAACGUUCAUUUAGUACACAUAUAUCUGUUCUUAACCAUUGAUAAGAAUGUUAUCAGUUUUAUAAAUGUCCAAGUAAAGCUUGUAAAUAUUCCAUGCAUUAAGAAUAUAUUAUUAGUAUUUAAAGGUCCAAUACUAAGGAAAGUGAACAUUUUAAUUUCUUUUAAAAAGCACAGAAACUAUUUCAUUUUAUUGGAAAAUGAAAGUUGGUAUGUAGAAAUUCGAAAUAAAUCGCAGUAUAUGUACAAUUAUUUUUUCUAUGAAGUAUGAAGAAAGUUAAAAAGACCUGGGGGGUCAUUCUGUCGAUUCAUUGAAAUUUCAACAUAAUACACAUACAUUUCCUUGAGUUCAAAAGACCUUCUGUAAAUUUUGACCUGCCAAUCUUCAUUAUUUAGUGUCUUGCAGAAGUCUAUGCACUGGCUAUGAAAAAAAUUGCCAGCUCACUUUCCCUUAGUAAUGGACCUUUAACACUUAUACAAAUACUGCACAACAUAGUUUACACAGUUCAAUCUUGCUCAUAGUCUUUUCUCUAUACACGAUACCAGAAGACUUUGUUUUUAAAAUGUCACAA
Molecule: messenger RNA, 3953 nt
Organism: Mercenaria mercenaria
Lineage: Eukaryota; Metazoa; Mollusca; Bivalvia; Venerida; Veneridae
Product: WSC domain-containing protein 1-like
Exons: 3
Coding region: 1341-2264 (307 amino acids)
Molecular function (GO): sulfotransferase activity
Source: RefSeq, a predicted model, not a curated record